This is a messenger RNA of Clarias gariepinus (North African catfish), 891 nucleotides long. Its product is annotated as C-type lectin domain family 4 member M-like. Lineage: Eukaryota; Metazoa; Chordata; Actinopteri; Siluriformes; Clariidae. The record is from RefSeq and is a predicted model, not a curated record. The coding region runs from base 1 to 891 and encodes 296 amino acids. The transcript is spliced from 7 exons.
AUGAGUGAGGACACUUAUGAAAAUGCAAAAGUGACAGAAAUCAACAGAACUGAUUCCAGAGACAACGAGAACUCCUAUGAAGAUGUUUAUGCAAAUCCAGACAAUUUGAACACCCAGAGGCCCAGAAGCUUUAUGCAAGCUGAGAUUUCAGGAGGAGACACUAGAUGGAGCAGGUGUUACAGACUGCCUGCAGUGUGUGUGGUGCUGCUGUGUGUUCUCCUGCUGAUUGCCGUCACAUUGCUGUGGAUCAAAUACAACCAGUUACAGACCAGUUACAACACCCUGACUUUAGAAAGAAACCAGACACAGACAAGCUAUAAUAUUCUGACUGUAGAGAGAGACCAGUUACAGACCAGCUAUAAUAUUCUGACUGUAGAGAGAGACCAGUUACAGACCAGCUAUAAUAUUCUGACUGUAGAGAGAGACCAGUUACAAAGGGAGAGGACAUUUUGCAAUUUGGGUAACAACAGUUUAGAAACUUUGCGGGAACUCUUUUUUGAGAGAAACUCCAAGGUUGGAAGACACUGCUUUGUGUGUUUCAGCUCUAAUCUUUAUUUUAUGUCUAAUGAGGAGAAGACCUGGACUGAGAGCAGACAGGCCUGCAAAGACAAAAAAGCAGACCUGGUGAUCAUAAACAGCAAAGAGGAACAGGACUUCAUAAGAAAUAUGCUGACAAGGAGAAUAGCUUGGAUCGGUCUGAAUGACAGGGACACAGAGGGCGUGUGGAAGUGGGUGGACGAUACACCUCUGAGCACUAAGUUUUGGGGACGUGGAGAACCGAAUGGUGCUACGUAUGAGAACUGUGUUGUAAAUGCUCCUUCCUUUAACUGGGCUGAUUAUCCCUGUGAUCGUGAGUUUAUGGGGAUCUGUGAGAAGACAAUCUUUAACUGA